GAUGAUGAUGCUUUCAGGCGGGUUUUUAUAAUCAAUGAUAGGGGCCCUACAGGAUGACCGAAUAUCCCGAUGACACCUGGGCGGCGACGACGCGGCCCGUCGCACCCUGUCGCUGGCCACCACGAUGGCACCAGGAACGAAACCGUCCUCAAACACGAACUGGGAUCCUAUACUUCUCACUGCCCAGGUAUUUCCCUCCUGUGCAUAGCUGGAUAUACACUCAAUCAUACUCAGAUUGUUUCCUUGCAAACGUCACACUAUCUUAUUCUAUGUCUACUUGUCCCUCUAUUGCUCAACACGUUCGCCGAACCUGUUUCCUUAACAUACGAGGGUGGUGUGGCAAACGUAGGCAUGAUAAUGGAUUGGCGAGAGAUGGCCGGAAGACCUACCGUUCCUGCAAUCUACGAUGCCGAGAGAUUUGGUUCAUACUUGUAUUCGUGGGCAUGGAAUGGAGGGAAAAUCGUUGGUUAUUCGUGGAGGGAGGACUUGUUGAGAAUGAACAAGCAUGGCAAUAGAGCUGUCGAUCCAAUGAGAGGAUGGGUCGUAGCAUUUGCAUGGAUAGCUGCAUGCUGCGUUGACUUAAUUCCUCUUUAUGCUUUAAUACGAAGACCUCGUCUUAUACUCGAUUUUUCAUUCACACUUUUAUUCAACCACCUUGUUUUGACAACCUACUAUUCAACGUCGAUACCCACCUCACUGUUCUUCUACCUGGUGACUCUCUUCGGGACCGCCAUUAUGGUCAUUGUGGGAGAACAACUGUGCGUCAGACGGGAGAUGAGGGAAGGCUUGAUCGUUGCCGCUGCUGCAGGUCGACGGGAAGCCGAUCAAGAAGUCGAGGAGGAAGUGGAGAGCAUGGAAAUGGGCGCGUUACCCGGUCGACACAGAGACUAGGCAAGAGGACUGGUUAGAAGAAACAGAGCAAAUUCGAGAGUGCCAGCUACAUCUCCACGGCUGGCUGGUGAAGCUGUCGCAUUGUUAGGUCCGAGCCCGUCCAUUUUAUUGCUUUUGCUGGCACAUCUACCUCUGUUAGCUUGCACAUCGAACAAUCAUCGACACCAUUAUCUCGCUGGUCCCAUGGACCUGAAAUUUCCGCAUUCACCACUUUUUAUGUCGUAUCGCUACAGCCUUGCUAUCCCUUUACAUGGUCGGCCGAAGUGGGCUUGUAAGGAAGCUGGGAAAGGGUUUAUAGAUAGUAUCUGUAGUCGUUGCCUCGCUUACUGUACAAACUGCUACAACUCGUCCAGGUUGUACGUAUUGAAUGCAAAUUGAAUUUUCUACUU
Molecule: messenger RNA, 1280 nt
Organism: Marasmius oreades (fairy-ring Marasmius)
Lineage: Eukaryota; Fungi; Basidiomycota; Agaricomycetes; Agaricales; Marasmiaceae
Exons: 2
Coding region: 70-891 (273 amino acids)
Biological process (GO): Golgi to plasma membrane protein transport; Golgi to endosome transport; protein localization to Golgi apparatus
Cellular component (GO): Golgi membrane; trans-Golgi network
Source: RefSeq, a predicted model, not a curated record